This is a messenger RNA of Trametes versicolor FP-101664 SS1, 1851 nucleotides long. Its product is annotated as GTPase-activating protein SST2. Bases 1 to 1851 code for a protein of 616 amino acids. The transcript has 6 exons. NCBI's taxonomy places the organism in Eukaryota, Fungi, Basidiomycota, Agaricomycetes, Polyporales, Polyporaceae. The record is from RefSeq and is a predicted model, not a curated record. Gene Ontology annotation, biological process: intracellular signal transduction.
AUGCCUCAGGAAGCGCCCCAGGCGACUUCGUCGCACAUGAUGAAGACGACAAAACGCGGCAGACCCUUCCUCAAGGAUACGCUGGAUCUGUUUGCAACACUCGUUGUGUCCCUGGAGCUCAACACCAACAGGCAGUAUUUCCGCAGCUUCCCCAACUCCUUUACAACAGACGAUGCAGCACGGAACUUGGCGUCGCUCAAGUUCUCACAAUCGAACCGCGGACCUGAUCCCCGAGAACCCUCUCGUAUUGUCACGACCACGACGACUACGACUUUCUCAAUGACCCGCGAUAUGGCGAAGGCGAUGUGCCAGCAAUUCAUGGACGCACGGCUUAUCGAGAACGCGGCCGAUCCUGGCUCCAACCUCUUCAAGGAACGUGGUGUGUACGUGUUGACGCCGAAAGGCCUCCACGUUCUUGAACGGUUCAUGAGCAAGAACGGUAUCAACGGCGACCAUCUCGCACAUGUCUUCUCAUCACAACCCAUCUGCAUGAAGCUCCUCCAUCUCGAGCGACGGUCAGUCGACGACGAGAUCAUCGUCUCCCACUCCGCAAUCACCGCCCUCUUCCGCCGCUUCGUUGGGCGCCAGCCUAACUACCCACCAGAGUUCGUCGAGACCAUGGACGCCUUCCAGAAGUACCACGAGAGGUCCAAGGGCGUUGCGCUGAUGGACGUCGCGGAGAAGGGUGCUGGCAAGGCGUCGGUCAACAACAAGAACUGUUUCGCUGCGGUGACAGCUUUGGAGUGGCUGUGCGACUUCACGUCCGUCAUCGGCAGAGAGGAGGCGGCGGAGAUGGCUGCCCAGUUCGUGCGGUUUGGCCUCAUCAGCCUGGUCUCUGACAAGCGGAAGAACAACGAUUCCGCUAUCAUCUUCACCGUCAGGGGCGCUGCGGGUGGUGCGAACUCCUCCAUCGCGCAACACGGAGAGUUCCGUUGCACGGCGAAGGCUAUCUACAAGGUUACAGAUGAGGGUCGUCGACUCGCGCGAUGGGACAUGCCGGACGGCGUGCGAGCCUCUCCCAACAGCUCAGCAGCGAACGUUGGGGCCAACGCGCGCGCUUCGGAGGACCGUAGCGUCGACAACGUCACGACGGAGGGCCCUAACCUGAGCGACGCCAAGAUCCACCGCCGCAUCUCCAUGACCGAGAAGCUGAACGCGAGCUACGACGCAGAGAAGAAGGGGCAGAAGGAGUCGAACACGGACCGUCUCAGGUUCAUCAUGGAGGAGCCCCAGCUUCGGGUGCUCUUCCGGGACUUCUUGCGGAGUAACUUCUGCGAGGAGAACCUGUCGUUCUACCUCGACGUCCAGGACUUCAGAAAUCGUUCUCGACGACCUCCACUUGCCAUGGAGAGGCAUCACGAGGCCCUCAUCCAGAAGGCGUUCGUCAUCUACAACACGUACCUUGCUCCCUCCAGUCAGAGCGAGCUGAACAUCGACCACGGCCUUCGCAACGAGCUCUCGGCGUACCUCAGCGAGGUCAUCCAGAGCAUGACCGGCAAGUCGUUCCAGGGCCACGUCGACCUCGAGCAGGCGAACCACUUCAAUGCGACGCAAUUGCAGACGAUGAUUCGUCUGUAUGAGCGUAUCCAGACGCACGUUUUCCGGUUAAUGGCGACAGAUUCGGUGCCCAAGUUCAUCAAGACACCAAAAUUCCUGGCACUGAAGAUCAAGCUUGUAGAGGACGACGACGGCCCUCUUGCGGACUUUCCGCUGAUGGCCUCGAGCGCCUCGACGCCAUCGGUACCACCAGGGCUGUCCUCCGGAGAGGAGGAGAUUGGUGGAGCAUACGUCACGAUAUCACAAAGAGCGGCGGUUCAAGAUCGCACAGCAGGUGCUACUGAACAGCGAUGA